CGCGGCGAGCAGUUCUGUUGCGAGCGUUGCUGCGUUAAGUUGUGUCUAUUAGUUCGUCGCGCUUGUCUUCAUGUAGGAAGUAAUAUCUAUAAAUAUAUUGUAGUAUAAUAAAAAAGUGUGUUUGCUUGUGGUUAAAAGUGUUCCUGUGCAUUAUUAUUGUUAGUUGGAAGUUUGUGCUAAGACGCGAAAACCUGGAUCGCCUGGUGUAAUACGGUGUGUAUCGCUGAAAGUACAAAAGUGAAAAUUAUCUCCGUUCGCAAAGCAGAAAGUUAACGUAAAGCAAAAAAAAAUAAAAAAACAAAAAAAGACGGCAGAAAGUAAUAAAAACAAACAGUGAAAAAAGUGCCAAAAUACAUAAAUUAUAUCUUGUUGUUGUGACUUCUAAAUAACGUCCAAAAAUUGCUCCAAAUGUUUACGCCAAUUUGGUUGAACAACAAAUACUCACAUUCUUUUUGCUGCGUAUGCGCGACUGCAUUGCUGACGCUAUUGCUACUCGUCGAUGGCGCAGAGAGUUAUGGCUUUGGCAGGUGUCCGAAAUACCCAUCGAUGCCAAAAUUCAAUAUGAGCAGGGUACUUGGCCAAUGGUAUGAGGUAGAACGAUCCUUUUAUCUACCCGAAAUCGCUUCUGGCUGCACUCUACUGGAAUUUCAACCAUUGCAUAAGGAGAAGCUAUCCAAAUUCAAUAAUUUCGAGCUCGAGGUGGCAAUUAAAACAAUAAACAGACUCACCGGAAAUCCCUCAGUGAAUCUAGGCUAUGCGACGCCAGAAAACCGAAAGUCUUCAAUUAUGGAUUUCAAGUUCAACACACGUUUUCCGGAUGUAAUUGCGCGCCUACUACCUGGCUCCGGCAAAUAUCAGGUGCUCUACACGGACUAUGAUAAUUUUGCGAUACUCUGGUCGUGCGGAAGUCUUGCAUCUAUCGGCUAUUCCGAUCAAAUAUGGGUAUUCGGACGCGAUCGUGACUUCCCCGUAGAGGUACGAACGAAAAUCUACGAUGCACUCAAGAAGUUGGGGCUCGAUCCGGAGCGAUUAGUGUUGAGUAAAAACAAAAAUUGUCCACAAACUUUAUAGCUUUGCCAAGUAAACUCUAAACAAAAACAAAAAGAAAAGAAGAAAUUAUUUAACUAUUAAAUAUAAAUCGAAUUAAUGUAUAGGAAAAAAUUGACGAUUACUACAUAUAUUUUUAUGGUGAAAAAAUAUUUUUUUCAGGUUUUAGAGUAUAUUAUGUACAAUUUGAAAGUUUUUGAAGUCAUGAGCAGUGCGAUGUAGAUGACUGAGAACACAGCGCCUGAAAGUAGAUCAAGCUACAAAUUUAUUUCCUAUCCUAUAGCUGAAAUAUCGUCACCAAAAAUUUUAGAAAAUGUAAAUGUAUUUAAAUAAUUGCUGAGUUUAAAAGCUAAUUUUGGAUUUCUUACGCAGACAUAUUUGGAAAUUUUUUGUGAUGUCUUAGGGUCUUUAAAAAGGUGCGCCCAGAUGUUGUUUUGAAGUAAAGCAUGUACAAAUUUAGAUUCUUUCAGGUGUCAAUACAGUUCUUACGGCUUAUUUAAAUGUCCACCAUUAGUCGAUUCAUGCGGGCCUAAUUGUUGAAUUGAAUUUCGGGAUAUCGAUGGGGAAUGUUUUUUAGCAACACUUUGCGCUACAACAACAAUAUUCACCACAGAACAUCCAGUCUUUGAUUUGCCAGCCCUUUUUAUAUACUCAAUAAAACCAGUUUCUUGAAAUUUUUUCACCAACCUUUGAAUUGUCUACUCAUUCGGACGAUUAUUUUCACAAAAACAAAAAUCAUGAAUUUUGCGUUAUGCUGUUCUCAAAAAUCAUAUUAAAGUUUCAAUGAUUUAAGGGUAAAUUUGUACAACUGUCUAUUUAAAUGCU
This is a messenger RNA of Anastrepha ludens (Mexican fruit fly), 1872 nucleotides long. Its product is annotated as apolipoprotein D. The record is from RefSeq and is a predicted model, not a curated record. Bases 409 to 1071 code for a protein of 220 amino acids. The transcript has 5 exons. Lineage: Eukaryota; Metazoa; Arthropoda; Insecta; Diptera; Tephritidae.